Ostrinia furnacalis (Asian corn borer) is the source of this 799-nucleotide messenger RNA. RefSeq lists its product as uncharacterized. NCBI's taxonomy places the organism in Eukaryota, Metazoa, Arthropoda, Insecta, Lepidoptera, Crambidae. The coding region runs from base 197 to 760 and encodes 187 amino acids. The transcript has 4 exons. The record is from RefSeq and is a predicted model, not a curated record.
AUUUCAUCCGAGACGAACGCGUGGACCUUUACCAGAUUUAUCUCGAUAUAUCCUGGUCGUUAGAAAAAGUUAUAUUUUGAAAAAAGAACUGAUUGUGCAUAAUAAAUACAGAUUUAAAAGUUUAUUCGUGGAUUUUUCAUAAGAUUCUAACACGCUGAAAACUUUUGGUUGAACAAUUGAAAGUUCGUGAAGCAACAUGUUUUACUUAGUGUUAAGCACGCUGUUUAUAGCAAGUGGCGGAGGAGCACAGCUAGGCGAAGCAGACAACUGUGACCCUGGCGAGCUGAAGGUGUGCGUGGACCUGAUACCAAGAACACCUAUUGGCCUACCAAAGACGAGGGACGAGCUCGACCUACAUUGCUCAAACACCCUACACAUUGUCCCGUUUAUCCUUCACGCAGAGUUCCUGAAGGAGCCAGCGUGCUGGGCUCGCGUGUCUCCCGACUGGAGUCGCUGCGUGGACGAGCUGCAAGGGGCCGUCCGGGACAUCACGGAUCGCGCGCAGCAGUUGACGUACUUCAACAGAAACGCUGAACUUUGCUGCGCAAGAGACGCGUUCAUAAUGUGCGUGGCGCACGCCGGGCGGUCGUGCUCGGCGUCGGCGGGCACGCUGCUCCGACGCAUGGCGUGGGUGCUGGCGCAAGACGUGGCCGCGUGCACGCAGCAACCACGCGCUACGUGCGCCGCCUCCCCGCCGCCCCUCGCCGCGCCGCUGCUGACGGCGCUGUAUGGCGUGGUCAUGUACCCGCCCAGGCUUUAAAUUAAGUUUGUGAUUGUAAAUAAGGUUAUUAUCGAUUCA